AUAAUAAUAUUGAAAAAAAAACAACGACGAGAUAACAGAGUAACAGAUUUGCACUUUGCCGAGCACAGACUAUACCGAGUAGUAUUCACGUAUAUAGUACGGACGUCAGUGUUCGGUGUGCAAGUAAUAUUUUGUAAUUAAUUCUCGUGUCCGUUUGUCCGUUUGCACACGACGAGAGCAUUAAAAAACAAUAUUAUGUCAAGACUAGAAAUUUCGGUACCGCCGAUCGCCUUCCCACUCCGGUCUAUAUAGACCUUAAGGGUCUGCACCCACCUGAUCUGCCUACGUUCGAUCGCCUAAUCCGUUUCAGACGUCCCCGCGGCCAUAACUCAUAAUCGUUGUAUCACAGUCGUGUAUUUCGUGGAGUGCGGACAUCGUCGUCAAUGGCAUUUCGAGAAGCUGUCGUACGCACGUCUGGUCGUCGUCUCGUAGUAGACAUCCAUCGACAAUCGCCGAGACCAUAAUACCAAUACGAUAUUGUAGUUAUUUUCGUAUUGUCGUCUAUCGUGCUUCUGUGCAAUGUCCGUCACCGUACAGCAAAUUUUGUCCGACGCCAAGCGAUUGGCGUCCAAACUCAAAGAGCACGACACAGCGGCCGAUGCGUUGUUGUCCCAAGCCCAGUUCGUCUACAAGAAGAUCGACGCCAUGAAACAAUAUACGGACGAUUUGUCGGAACUCAACGACAUGGAAGAAGGAGGUCUCCCACAUGAAGAACUGGUUAACUCUAUUCGUACUGAAAGCCGGCAGCUUCAAGAGAUUGUACGCGAAAACCGCAUAUUAAGAGCAAUGGUUGCUGAGCACCAGACUGCGCUAGAAAUGAUCAUGAGCAAAUAUCGGUCCCAGGUUUCACAUCUCGUUGCUCAAAGCAGCGCCGACCAGCUUGUUAAUAAUAUCACAGCUAAGACAAUAGAAGAGAAAAAUGUUUUGAUCAUUCAACAGGAAGAACGUAUCAAAGAAAUGAUGGCUGUCAUGAGUCUCGCCUCUCGUUUAGAGGCUGAAGAAGCAAGUAAAAAGGAAGAAACUAUUGGCAGGUUACAAAUUGAAAACCAAACACUUAGAAAACUAUUGAAAAUAUCCACUGAUCUAUCUGUAGAAAAAGGACCAGACAAGAUUUUGGAAUCUACGUAAUCUUAAUACAUUACCAUUGCUAUGUCAAAAUACUCCCGAAAUAUUAAAUUCAAAUGCCAU
Molecule: messenger RNA, 1188 nt
Organism: Rhopalosiphum maidis (corn leaf aphid)
Lineage: Eukaryota; Metazoa; Arthropoda; Insecta; Hemiptera; Aphididae
Product: FGFR1 oncogene partner 2 homolog
Exons: 4
Coding region: 520-1128 (202 amino acids)
Source: RefSeq, a predicted model, not a curated record